AUGAUCACCUCCAUCCUUACCGCGGUUUCCCUGCUGGGAGCCGCCUGCGCCUCCUCCGUGACGCCCGUCGUGGCGGCCGGUGGAUGCGGCAAUAUACACUCCUACUAUCCCUACACAGGCACGACAGGAUACUUCAUGGUGACGGUCAGCGGAUGCGUGGAUGCCUCUGCACCUGACCACACAUGCGCCAUCGAAGGGUUCCGGGACACAGUGGUUCCGUCCGGGAACGACAAGGGAUACCUGGCCAUCGGCUUUCGAGGCGAUCUGGCCAUCGUCCAGAUCAUGUGUAGCGACGCCUCCCCAUCUGCCAUCGACGCCUGCGUCAACUUCGGCCAGCAGGGCUGCGAGUUCCAAUCCAUCCGAGUGCAAUCCGAUGCCUCGUCCGGCCACUUGAUGUGGGGGUUGUCCACGCCGGAGAGCAUCCCCGUCGAGUACUAUCAUCACGUUGUGGAUGGCAAGCAGCAGGAAGGGUUGUUCAUUGGGGCACAGAAUGUGACCAGCUGGGCGAUCAAGCAGCAUGCCGCCGACGAGUAUUCCGAGGUUCCUUACUGGCUGCCCCGAUUGCUGGGACCGGAGCAGAAAUUGGAGGAGGGUGAGCUGAAGACAUUCCUCCAGGUUAAUUAUUUUUAA
Messenger RNA from Aspergillus tanneri, 630 nucleotides. RefSeq lists its product as uncharacterized. Lineage: Eukaryota; Fungi; Ascomycota; Eurotiomycetes; Eurotiales; Aspergillaceae. The record is from RefSeq and is a predicted model, not a curated record. The transcript has 2 exons. Bases 1 to 630 code for a protein of 209 amino acids.